GGCAGACUAACAGAAACGAAUCAUUGGACUCAGAGACACAAUGGAGACUGAAUACGACCAAGUUCUUCACUCCGUUGCUCAGGUUAAAAUCGCUGACCAAACCGGUGUGAACCAAGACGAGGACGGCGUAAAGGUUUCGUGCUUCACUGAAGUUCUCGAUGAUGUCACUCUUCACUUCCAGAUCAUCCGUCUCGCAAAACAGAUUUAUGUAUGGAUUGGUUAUAACUCCGCCAAAUUUGGGAACUUAUACGCAGCCGCUUCAACUCGACCGAGUAAUACAGUAAGUGUUGCUACCGUACUUGGUGGAACAUCUGAUAACACUGGAUCUGGCAUUGCCCAUAGAUUAGUGAUGAAGACUGGUCUCAAUAUAAUCAUGGCUUGCAACAUCCCUAAAAACAAUCCCUUGCUCGAGGCAAAAGCUGAGAAGAUGUUGAUGAGAAAAUUGAUUGAUCUUGGUUACACAAUGCCAACGCCUUUACGAGCAACAUAACCUGAAGAAGGAAUCGAUUUUCGCAGUUUCUUGAGAUUGUUUCUCUCCUCUUUGUAUCCCAUAAUUUGUGAACGAUUCUUGAAAUUUCUUAAACCGAGAGUGUCAGCUUUUUCCUGCUAGUUUACAGAAUCUUUAUGAUUGUUUUUUUUUUGGUUAUUUGAAUGACGUCAAAUAUCGUUAUUCUUAGUACCACUGGUGGACUUUGGUUUCUUGUUUUCUAUGUUCAUAAUCUUGAGCUUCCCUA
Molecule: messenger RNA, 734 nt
Organism: Brassica rapa (field mustard)
Lineage: Eukaryota; Viridiplantae; Streptophyta; Magnoliopsida; Brassicales; Brassicaceae
Product: proteasome assembly chaperone 4
Biological process (GO): proteasome assembly
Source: RefSeq, a predicted model, not a curated record